Acanthosepion pharaonis is the source of this 1572-nucleotide messenger RNA. The record is from the annotation of a GenBank genome assembly. Lineage: Eukaryota; Metazoa; Mollusca; Cephalopoda; Sepiida; Sepiidae.
AUGGCGGAGUACGUACUUUUGGAAGAGGCCACAACGGCAGUGUCUGCUACUAUAGCCACCACUACUUCUGGCAAAAGGUCCCCAAAUGUCUCUCUCACUCACUCUCUCUUUCUCUCUCUCUUUUUUUUUUUUCCAGAGAUCACGCUUCGUGUUUUCGUUAAUUUUAAGAAUUGUUUAUUAGUAAACUCUCUCACACGCAGUCUCUUUCCCCCCUCUCUUUUUCUCUCUUUCCCCCCUCUCUUUUUCUCUCUUUCCCCCCUCUCUUUUUCUCUCUUUCCCCCCUCUCUUUUUCUCUCUUUCCCCCCCUCUUUUCUCUCUUUCCCUCUCUUUUCUCUCUUUCCCUCUCUUUCCCUCUCUUUUCUCUCUUUCCCUCUCUUUUCUCUCUUUCCCCCUCUCUUUUCUCUCUUUCCUCUUUCCCUCUCUUUUCUCUCUUUCCCUCUCUUUUCUCUCUUUCCCUCUCUUUUCUCUCUUUCCCCCCUCUCUUUUUCUCUCUUUCCCCCCUCUCUUUUUCUCUCCCCUCUUAACAUUCACCAUACUCUUAUAGGAUUCUUGGCCUAUAACCCCCACUUGCUCUCUCUCUCUAAACCCCUAGUGGCCUAUAACCCCCAGUUGCUCUCUCUCUCUAAACCCCUAGUGGCCUAUAACCCCCACUUGCUCUCUCUCUCUAAACCCCUAGUGGCCUAUAACCCCCACUUGCUCUCUCUCUCUAAACCCCUAGUGGCUUAUAACCCACACCUGCUCUCUCUAAACCCCCUACUGGUUUUCUCUCUCUCUCUCUCUCGCUUAGCUGGUUUUCUCUCUCUCUCUCUCUCGCUUAGCUGGUUUUCUCUCUCUCUCUCUCGCUUAGCUGGUUUCUCUCUCUCUCUCUCCUUUAGCUGGUUUUUCUCUCUCUCUCUCUCGCUUAGCUGGUUUUUUCUCUCUCUCUCUAGCUUAGCUGGUUUCUCUCUCUCUCUCUCUCUCUCUCUCCCCACCUUAGCUGUUUCUCUCUCUCUCUCUCUCUUUUUGGUUUUCUCUCUCUCUCUCUUAGCUGGUUUUCUCUCUCUCUCUUUGGUUUUUCUCUCUCUCUCUUGGCUGGUUUUCUCUCUCUCUCUUAGGUUUUCUCUCUCUCUCUGGCUGCUGGUUUUCUCUCUCUCUCUCUCUCUCUCUCUCUUAGCUGGUUUUAUCUCUCUCUCUCUCUCUCUCUCUCUAGCUGCUGGUUUUCUCUCUCUCUCUUUUCUCUCUCUCUCUCGCUUAGCUGGUUUUUUCUCUCUCUCUCUCUCUUUUCUCUCUCUCUCGCUUAGCUGGUUUCUCUCUCUCUCUCUCUGGUUUCUCUCUCUCUCGCUUGGCUGGUUUUCUCUCUCUCGCUUAGCUGCUGGUUUUCUCUCUCUCUCUCGCUUAGCUGGUUUCUCUCUCUCUUUAGCUGGUUUUCUCUCUCUCUCGCUUAGCUGGUUUUCUCUCUCUCUCCUUAGCUGGUUUCUCUCUCUCUCCUUAGCUGGUUUCUCUCUCUCUCGCUUAGCUGGUUUCUCUCUCUCUCGCUUAGCUGGUUUUCUCUCUCUCUCGCUUAGCUGGUUUCUCUCUCUCUCUCUCGCUUAG